CAGUACAUUUUUCAGGCCAGCGUGGAUCCUCCGCGGCGGUUCUAUCGCAACCUGGACCAGCAGGCCAUCAAGUUCGGGCUGUCUCGUCCCGACCUUCUGCGCGUGGUUGCCGCGUCGUCCAAAUCGACUCCCUCAUCUUCAUCAUCAUCGUCAGCAUCUUCUUCUUCGAAGAGAUCCCUGGUCAUCAUCGAUGCCAAGUCCUCGGCCAAGACCAAGUUCUCCCAGCAGGUGCAGGUGGCCUUCUACGCCCUGUUACUGCAGGCCUUGAUCGACGAGGAGCAGAUCGACGACUUGGAGAUCGGCGCUGAGGGAGGGAUCUGGCUGAAGAACCAGCCAGCGCCGGAGUGGUUCAAGCUGGCGCCCAUCGUCUCGAUCGUGGAAGACUUCAUGUUCCGGUCCACCCCUCUCGCGUUCUCACCGUUGGAGCAGCUGCUGCGAGUGCCCAGGUCGCAGGCCAAGUGGCAGAUGACGUCGGUGUGCGAGAGUCCGUCGCGCUGCUCCUACUUCGACGUGUGCCACACCCAGACGGUCGAAGAGAAGAAGCUGUCGCAGGUGGCCUACCUGGGCCGCUCCGACCACGCCUUCCUAUUGAACCUGCGCGACACGCUUAUUCAGUACCCAAACGGCGAUGACAGAGGUGCAUCGAGUCCCGACUCGAUCAGCUACGACGACACCUUGGCGGUGCUGAUGUGUCUGAUGACCAACAGCUCCGGGUGGCUCCAACUGCCGCAGCAGCUCGUGCCGCCGGCAUCGCCCAUGCCGUCGUCGUCCUCCUCGUCCUUCUCCAAGACGACCAAGACGCUCCUCUUCUCGCCCUGGUCACCGGCGGGUACCUCCACUACGACGUCGGCAUCGCCGGCCUCGCCCUACUCGCCCACCUCAUUCGUGCCGGCCUCUCCGUACCCGCCCAGCGAGGCGACUGUCUCUGUCGAGGCAGCGGCAGCAAGCCACGAGGAGCCCCGCGACCAGCCCACAGCCGACGAAGCGCCUGCAGCACCCGACGAGGCGAGCCCGGCUGCCGUGGCGGACGCCGCCGGUGGUGGCGCGGAGUGCUCGAACCCCGCGGGGAGCGCGCGUGGAGGAAGAGGACGCGGCCGAGGAGCGGCCAAGGCCUACGACGGCGAUCGGGCCUCCCCCAGCAGCACAGCCCCAACUCGCCCCAAUAAGGGCUACUCGGCGUCGCCGCUGGUGGUGCUGCAGGACGUGGUGGCGAGGAGCCUGGCCAUCCCCGACCUGUUCCCCACCUACGACAUGGCCUCGUGCCUCCAGAGACUCGAACGGCGACGGUCCCGCUGA
Messenger RNA from Acanthamoeba castellanii str. Neff, 1296 nucleotides. RefSeq lists its product as uncharacterized. The record is from RefSeq and is a predicted model, not a curated record. The annotation marks the transcript as partial. NCBI's taxonomy places the organism in Eukaryota, Discosea, Longamoebia, Acanthamoebidae. The transcript is spliced from 7 exons.